This is a messenger RNA of Harmonia axyridis, 1277 nucleotides long. It is a transcript of the gene RfC3, whose product is annotated as replication factor C subunit 5. The record is from RefSeq and is a predicted model, not a curated record. Gene Ontology annotation, biological process: DNA-templated DNA replication; DNA repair. Gene Ontology annotation, molecular function: ATP binding; ATP hydrolysis activity; DNA clamp loader activity. Gene Ontology annotation, cellular component: DNA replication factor C complex; nucleus. The transcript has 8 exons. NCBI's taxonomy places the organism in Eukaryota, Metazoa, Arthropoda, Insecta, Coleoptera, Coccinellidae. The coding region runs from base 238 to 1230 and encodes 330 amino acids.
UUUUCGUUAUUUUUAUUAGUUAUAGAGAUAUUUAUAAAUAAUGUGAAGCUUUAACAUGAAGAAUAGUCUGUGGCACUGAAAUUGGCGGGAUUUUGAAAACGACAAUUUAUGGUUACACUAUUUACAGGCAGAAUUAUUUAUCACAGCUGCAGAUUUAUAAUUAUUGAAUUGAAAAAACAAAAUCUGCAUAAAUUGUAGAUUACAUCAUUCUUAAAUAUUAUAAAAAUACAUUAAACCAUGACAAAAUCAGAUAUCAGAGUAAAUCUACCCUGGGUAGAAAAGUACAGGCCUAGUACACUCGAUGAUUUAGUUUCACAUGAAGAUAUCAUAAACACAGUUGGAAAAUUUAUAAGAGAGGAUCAGGUACCCCAUUUACUCUUUUAUGGUCCACCUGGUACAGGUAAAACAAGUACUAUACUCGCUUGUGCAAGACAAUUAUAUACACCGGCUCAGUUUGCUUCUAUGGUAUUGGAGUUGAAUGCUUCAGAUGAUAGAGGUAUUGGUAUUGUACGAGGUCAAAUACUGACAUUUGCCAGCACUAGGACAAUUUUUAAGUCUGGAUUCAAACUUAUCAUUCUUGAUGAAGCAGACGCUAUGACCAUAGAUGCUCAGAAUGCAUUGAGGAGAAUUAUAGAAAAGUACACCGAAAAUAUACGUUUCUGCAUUAUAUGCAAUUAUCUGAGCAAAAUCAUUCCUGCACUUCAAUCCAGAUGUACUAGAUUUCGAUUUGGACCACUUUCUCCUGAGCAAAUUAUGCCUCGAUUGAAUUAUGUUGUAGAUCAAGAAAAGGUAACUAUAACGGAAGAUGGAAAAAAAGCUCUACUUCAAUUGGCAAAUGGAGAUAUGAGAAAAGUUUUGAAUGUAUUACAAAGUACUUGGUUGGCUUAUAACGAUGUCACAGAGGAUAAUGUUUAUUCUUGUGUAGGGCAUCCUCUCAAAAAAGAUAUUGAGAGCAUUAUUAAGCUGUUACUGAAUGAAUCGUUUCAAAUUUGUUAUCAAAAUAUUGAAGAAUUGAAAAUUUUCAAAGGCUUAGCGCUGCAAGAUAUCCUCACAGAAGUUCACAAAUAUGUUCACAGGAUUGAGCUUCCUUUUGAUGUUAUGAUUCCAUUGAUCAGCAAGUUGGCUGAAAUUGAACAUAGGCUGGCAAGCGGCACCAAUGAGAAUAUUCAACUGACUGCGAUGAUAUCAGCAUUUCAAGCUGUGAGAGCAAUAACACCCCCAAAUUCUUAGGAAUAAUGUUUAUAGAAGUGAUUUCAAUAUAUAUUUUAUCAUUUAAA